AUGCCCAAUCCUAUCAAAGCUUCUCAGAGAGAAAAAGAACUUGAUGCCGCGCGAUGUAAAGGAAACUGGGUUGCUAUACCUGAAUUAGCACGCAAAUAUCGUAAACAUAAUCCCGAUGGUAUAGUUCUUGAGCAAACUGCCUUGGCCGAAUUUUCUCUAGUGCUAGCUAUAGAACAAAUAGAACGACAAGAUGAUAUGGGUCCAUUGAUAUACGAUGACGAUAAGCCAGAUCAUAUUUCGAUAGGACCUGUGGUUGAUGCGUCGAUGGUGAACGACGUUUUUGAGAAACUUGAGAUUGCGACUGUUAAAUCAGAGGGAGAGGAAAAACAGUAUACGAAUAUUAUAUUAGGGCGUGCUUAUUUUUCAACCGGGGCAUAUGCAAAAUGUCUGGAAACUUUGCAAGCACCAUUUGUGCCGACAAAGUUACCUGCAGGAUACAACUUCGUGUUAAUUAUUCAGGGAAUAACAAUCAGAGGAAUGGCUUUAGAAGUGACAGAGGAUUUUAAAGGAGCAAUAGAAUGUUAUGAUAAAGUGACAGGAUUGUUAACGCAAAGAAGUGCCGAUCGAUCGGCGCAAUUAAUGGAUACAAGUGGUGCACUUCAUGCAUUCCGAACUUAUCAAGAAUACUCUGGAUUCUGGGACAAAUUUCGACUAAACAAGCGAGCAGUAAUUUAUCGGAAUUUUAUAGAGUUACUUUCAAAAACUUAUCAAGAAGGUACUUAUGUACCACCAAGUGCACCUGAAAUUCUCUCGUCAAAUGGUCAAUACACACCUAACACAUUUCGAGCUGAGCUGACUAGAUUGCACGGAUUAUAUGAGAGUGUGCUCUACCAAAUAACGUCAUUUCCAAAAGCCGGGGAAGUUAAUUGGCGUAUCUUGGACAUGGUGGAUCAAGUGAUGGCUGAUUGGGCAUUACUUGGUUGUAGAAAACCGUCAGAAAUGCGAGGACUAGUUGAGAUGCUUUACCGGGCAACGGAAAUGACUUUUCAUUCACCUCGAAUUCUGCGGCAUCUUAUCAACUCCUUGAUGAUAUUUGGCGAGUAUGAGGAAGCAGAGCUGGCACUAAAUGCCUAUAUCGCAUUGGUAGAAAAGGCAAAAGAAACACAGAAAGACGAUGUUGAAAGAAAGUCACAAGAGUCAGCAGGUUCAAUCGAAUCGAAAAGAGCUCAAGUCUCGGAAAACGAACUUUUGCCGGAAGUUGUGCAAACUUUGUUGACUGGUGUUAUUGUUACGGGGAAAUAUUUGAAUAAUGCAACACUAGAGCUUGCAGAAAAAGCAAGAGCAUUGUGCGAAGAUGAUGAAAGUGAGUCUAUUGAUGAUGAGCUAUUCGCUCAAUCUUGGAGAUGCUUGGGUGUGGCUUACAGUUUAUUGGCUUUUGAAGCAAGUGACCCAGAAGUUCGACCAGAUCUUCACGAAAAAGCUAUAUCUGCACUCAAUAAAUCAAUAUCAUUGGACUCGGAAUGCGUAGAAUCAUACUACCAAUUAGCACUCGAAUACGCUGUAAUACGAAAAACCUCACAAGCAAUCGAAAACACUCGUCAAGCACUUGUUCUCGAUAACUCAAAUAUCCCAAGCUGGCAUCUUUUAGCCCUACUAUUUUCUUCACAAAAAGACAUUCAAGGGGCACUAAAAGCAUGCGAAGUAGCCACUAAAGAAUCCGAUUGGGAAACAACAGACUCGUCGGUUGACUAUGGGGCAUUGACCGCGAUUGGAACUGAAGAUGGUGAAGAAUUUUUUGCUUUCAAAAUGACGCAGCGUGCGUUACUAGAAUUGAUGCAUGGACCUGAGGCUGUUAUUUUGCAUCAUCAGGGACUUUUCAAACUAUAUGGCAAGAUAUUCCCAGAGAAUACUUUUUCGCCCACUGGCUCCAUUUAUGAGAGUGCUAGUCUACGUAAACGAGACAAUGAGGAUGCUUUGAGUGCACAAGCGACAAGAUCACUGUCUGCCGAAAAUUCACGGAGUUUUUCAAAUCUGCGAACAAAAGAUAAUAAUAGUCCAGAAGGAUCGAUUCAUAGUGUAGGAAUUAAAGACAUGUUGGAUGUCCCUAAAGCAAAUUAUGCAGUUUCUGUUGCUUCUUCGAAAAAUUCAAAUUCUUCUGCAAUAAGGCGUAGUCCGACUCCAACGAUCAGUGGCAUCGCGUCAAUGAAAUCAAUUCCUGCCUCCACAGCCCAUUCUUCACAACCUCCAAGUAUUCGACAACGUCGUGCGAAUAAAGCAUUAUCGGAAUUAUGGCUUGCUUCUGCGGCUGCAUAUCGGCGACUCGGUAAUUUUGAAGAAGUACAAAAGGCGAUUGAAUCUGCUGAAGAGAUUGAUGGGACUAAUCCCGAUCUAUGGUGUCAACUUGGUCUAUUUCACUUUGCUCAAUCCCAAUAUUCUACCGCGAUAACUUUGUUUCAGAAAGCGUUAUCACUUGAUGCUUUUCACGUACCAAGUUUAGUUCAUCUAGGACGAACAUAUUUAUUGACUGGCGAGAUAGAAUUAGCAGAAGGUCUUUUAGAGAGCGCAACAAAAGGACGAGGAUGGGAUUGCGCUGAAGCCUGGCAAGUUUUUCCUCGACUCGAAGCCUGUGCGGCCGUUCAGUGUGUUACCGCGGUGUCUUCAAUCGAGCGAUCAAUUUCCAAAAAAGUAUCUCACCUAAUGAAUUUUUCGGUGCGCGAUUAUAUUAAUAGUUUUGGUAUGUGA
Molecule: messenger RNA, 2682 nt
Organism: Ambispora gerdemannii
Lineage: Eukaryota; Fungi; Glomeromycota; Glomeromycetes; Archaeosporales; Ambisporaceae
Source: the annotation of a GenBank genome assembly